Culicoides brevitarsis is the source of this 1176-nucleotide messenger RNA. RefSeq lists its product as uncharacterized. The record is from RefSeq and is a predicted model, not a curated record. Bases 1 to 1176 code for a protein of 391 amino acids. NCBI's taxonomy places the organism in Eukaryota, Metazoa, Arthropoda, Insecta, Diptera, Ceratopogonidae. The transcript has 5 exons.
AUGUUUUUAUGUAACUUUUUCCACUAUUUUUCUGUCGAGUGUUCCAACAAUGGGACAGAAUCUACGGGAAAUUACAACAACGUCGAGCUCCGAGGCGAUGCCGAUGAUAAAAAAAUUAUUAUGAAAACAAUAUCAAUUUCCACAAGUACGGGCAGCACUUCAAUUGGCAGCGAGAAGCAUCUCGUAGAUGUGCAAAGUUUGUCGUCAUCGUUAAUGGAACCAAAUGAAAAUGCGGCGAAAAUAAUGCAAAGGAUUGAAGGAGAUAGAUUCUCGUUCGAACAACGAGACGAUGAUGAUGAACGCAGCAGCAGCAACGGCAACAACGACAAAGACGAGAAAGGAGGAAGUAAACAAAUUUUAUCAAGAAAACGGAGAUAUCUUAGCUUUCCAUCCGGCAGCAGUUUUCAAGUUGUUUAUGAUCAAACGAUUCCCAUCAUCAACUUAAUCGACAUUUUCACAAUUGGCGUAACCGUUGCUAUUGCAUGGGCCCUUCCAUCCGAACCUUUGUACAAAAUUCACGAGCAAAUCUUGGACAAGUACAAACAAGUCGAAACAAAUCGCAUCGACGAAAUCAAACAAGAGCUGCUGCAAGAGAAAAUGGACAAAGUUGCAAAUAUCAAGCACGAACCCAAAUAUCCGACAAAUCAAACGACGACGACGUCAGAUAACGUAAAUCACUUGUACCUCACACCGCUAAAUUGGAAUAAGAAUGACUGGGCCACGGUAAUUCAAAGGAUUGCAGCAAUCAAGCCGCUACAACAACAACAACCGCAGCCAACGAGACGAAUGCGUUACUACCCGGUCUUCGGUAAACGGAGUGUAAAUGAACGUUAUGUAAAUCACGAAGAUAUGUUUUAUGCACAUCAUCAUCGGGCAUCGCGUCAAACGUUGUAUGAAAAAAUCGAGAAAUUUCUGGAAGCGAAGGGACUUGAUGGAAUGCAAUGUGUUUUAAGAGCACUUUGCGAAACUGGACAACGAUCGAAUAAUCACGAGCCCGGAACGUUUUUACAGGAAAUUAUGAGAGCGGUUUUUAGUUUGCCGGGUCAAGUGAUAAGUGAGUCGAUAAUGCAUGAAAAACAUCAAAGUUACGAUGAGGCGCAUUCGCAUGAAGAGGAUUGUCAGGAGAAAUACAGUAGAUGCAAUCAUAGUAUUUGGGAUUCAAAUUUUUUGUUCUAA